GCAGGGAUCGGGAGCUGCUCGCCCUGCGCCGCUGCAGCCAUUCCCAGCUGGGACCGAGCGCGUCGCGUAUUGCAAGCCCACGGUGCUACCCUUGCGGCUCCGCGUGAACCUGCGGGGAAGGCCGGCCGGGGAGGAAGACGAGGGCUGGCGGAUCGGAGGGGAGGAGGCGCAGGGCGGCAGCAGCAGCCAUGCUGCCCGGGGUGGGUGUGUUCGGCACCAGCCUGACCGCCCGGGUCAUCAUCCCGCUGCUGAAGGACGAGGGCUUCGCCGUUAAGGCGCUGUGGGGCCGCACGCCGGAGGAGGCGGAGGAGCUGGCCAAGGAGAUGAGCGUCCCCUUCUACACCAGCCGCAUCGACGACGUCUUGCUCCACCAGGACGUGGACCUGGUCUGCAUCAACCUGCCGCCGCCACUGACCAAGCAGAUCGCUGUCAAAACCCUGGGGAUUGGAAAGAAUGUCAUCUGUGACCGAACAGCCACACCUCUUGAUGCCUUUAGGAUGAUGUCUGCUGCCCAUUACUACCCCAAGCUCAUGAGCAUCAUGGGCAAUGUUCUCCGUUUCCUGCCUGCCUUUGUGAAGAUGAAGCAGCUGAUCCAAGAAGGCUACGUUGGAGAGCUGCUUGUGUGCGAGGUGCAGGUCCACAGUGGCAGCCUGCUGGGGAAGAAAUACAACUGGAGCUGUGACGACUUGAUGGGAGGUGGAGGUUUGCACUCUGUUGGUACUUACAUCAUUGACCUCCUGACCUUCCUCACCAGCCAGAAGGCAGUGAAGGUACAUGGGUUGCUGAAGACUUUUGUGAAACAGACGGACCACAUCAAGGGGAUACGGCAAAUUACGAGUGACGACUUCUGUACAUUUCAGAUGGUCCUGGAAGGUGGAGUGUGUUGUACUGUGACUCUCAACUUCAACAUCCCUGGGGAAUUCAAACAGGAUAUUAUUGUAGUAGGUUCCAGUGGGCGGCUGAUUGUAGUAGGAACUGACUUGUACGGACAAAGCAAUAGCUCGUCGCAGAAGGAGCUCCUUCUAAAGGAUUCCACACCAGUCAGCAACUCCUUACUACCUGAAAAGGCCUUCAGCGAUAUCCCAUCCCCUUACCUCCGAGGAACGAUAAAGAUGGUGCAGGCUGUCCGGCAGGCGUUUGAGGAUCAGGAUGACAGAAGAACCUGGGACGGUCGGCCACUCACAAUGGCUGCCACUUUCGAUGACUGCCUCUAUGCUUUGUGUGUGGUGGACACCAUUAAAAAGUCAAACCAGCUGGGUGAAUGGCAGAAUAUCGUAAUUAUGACUGAGGAACCAGAAUUAAGCCCUGCGUACUUGAUCAGUGAAGCUAUGCGCAGGAGCAGAAUGUCUCUGUACUGCUAGCUGCUUGUCACAUCUUUGGGGGUGGGGGGGAAGAGAGUCCAUGCAGUUCUUUCUUAACAGAAAAGAUACCUUGAACAUCAUGCCUUGGACAAAGGAGGCAAUCUGUGGAAUAAAUCCUUGAUAUGUAAGCCACAUUGCCUAGUCGGUGCUGAGAUAGUAGCUGCUUUUACAGGGCUUUUGAAAUCCCUGCACCAGAUAAAACAAAGACUUAUUCGGGAGCUUGAUAAAAGAGAAUCUGGCAUUAAGUGUUUACAAAGUAGCGUUAUAGGAGGGUGAAGUGGAAUCAAUGUAUAACGUGCAGGUGCAUAGCUGAUUGAUUUGUGUUUACUUUAGGGGGAAAAAUGUCCAGUUGGGGUUUUCCUUGCCAACCAGCAGGCAGUGAAGAUGCAGAAAUGUCAUAAAGUCCCUUGUGGUGGGCGAAAUGGCUGGCUUUUGACACAAAUGCUUUUGUAGCAGCUCCACUGAUAAGAGUAAGCUAAUGUAUUACUGUUACAUUCAGUAACUCCAUCCAUCUGCAUCAGUUAAUAGACAUAAGAGUACUUGGCCUGAAUGCAUUACCUAAAAAAAAUUGGCAGCUUGGUUUGUUGCAUAUAACUAACAUGGAAGGUCUUUGUUGUUUGGGGAUAUUUUUCCUUUCUUUUUCUGCAACAUGAAUUGAAAAGAAAGCAGUAUGGUUUUAAAAACAAGCUGCUCUAAAACAGUGGUGUGUUUCACAUAGGCUGCACUCAAACAUCACAGUAGACUGUGGUUUGAUCCAACCCCAGUUAGUUGUGACGUUUGAGCACAUGGAACUGCUUUACACUUUUUAAUUCGGUCCCCUUUAGCAGGAGGUCUCUCUUCUGGAUUAACAAUACUGAUCCAGACUAGUGGUCUAUCACUGUACUAACUGGUAGUAUUGUCUGUACUAACUGGUAGCUCUCAAAGGUCUCAAGUGGAGAUUUUUCAUACUACCUGAUUAUUUCAACUAGAGAUGCUGGGGAUUGAACCUGGGACCUUCUGCAUGCAAAACAGGUGCUCUUCCACCAAGCCAAGGCCCCACUUCAAGCAGAUGGCCCAAGAAACUGGGGUUUGUUGUUAGGAACAAAAGUAGGAUUUCAAAUUAAGGCUUGUAGCUGGUUUGUUACCUACAAUAGGUACUAACUGUGGUUUGUUGUGACAUCUGAAUUCACACAUCACAAUCUGUGAUGUGCUGCCAGGGUAAUAUAGGGAAAAUGCACUCCCCACUGGGAUAAAGGAAGAAGCAGACGAACUAAGGUUUACACGUAAACCAAGAUUUGUUAUUUAUUGGUAGACUAACCAGAGUUUAUUACAUAAACUACAGUUGGAACAAACCAAAGUUUAUUGUGCCCUCAAAAUGCACGCAUUGGUUCUCAUGCCAGGUUUCACUACUAAACACAGAAAUCUGUCGACAAUAAGGAAUGUACGAAAAUUGCCCGCAGUGGAGGUCACUUAGAGUUCUGAAUGUGCUCUGAUUUUUGGCAAAUUUCAGAUGGAUAGCCCAAUUAGCCAACUGUAGCAAAACUAACAAUCAGUCCCGGAACAGAUUAAAUGCUAGCAAUUUUACGGUGGCACAAACUUGUAUGAAACUUGGGGCCCGCUUUGUCAGACACGUGAAAUAAUCCAUCUGACAAAUUGAAACAAUCCAUCCACAAAAACACAUGGUAUAAUAAUUAUGUUUGUUUUUAAGGUGCCAUGGGAUUCUUUGUUAUUUAUGCUGUUGGUGUUUGUCUCUAACCCCAGAUUAAGGUGUGAUUCAACAAAGCAUAGGUUUCAAAGAAAUUGUAACAUUGUUUUAGGUGGGAAUUGUAUAAAAGGAAGCUUGAUUUGGCCAAAAGAAGCUAAGAGGUUAAGAAUGUGCCACCACCUUCCCCCAGACUGACAUCAGUCUCUUUUCAUAUGAGUGAUCUCUGUAUCAUGUCAGGAGAUUCAUGCAACCGUGCUGUGAUAACAUCAAAGCCAUAAUCCCUGUUCUCUUAAUAACAAUUGAAGGGCCUGUGAGUUAUGCUGUUGAACCCAGAGAGAGAUUCUCAUGCAUCCUCAAGCCCAGGAGAAGAUACCAGAUUAUAAAAGUUAGUUGAGCAGUAAAAGAAAGCUAUCUACUAUUGUUAAAAGAAGCACACUUCAUAUUACUGAAUAUUACUGGAUUUCUGAUGCUGGAGGAUUUAGAUUUUUUACUGCUUGAGUUGAAGUGGAUCCAGUUUUCAAAUGCUUGGCUUACAGCUAAAGCUGCAUAGCUAGAAUUAGAGAUUUCUGUGUAGCCACUGAAGACAGGGCACAUCUGCUUCCAAGCUAAGCUGUGGUUAAAUCAUAUUAAUUACUGAUUAAUCAGAAAUUAAUUAGAAAUAGAAUUGCCAGGUUGCAGUCUUAAAAAAUCUUCCAGUCUCUUUGACAGCUCUGCAACUGCAAAGGGGGAAAGAGCAAUCCAUGUCUUUGUUUUGCACCCACCUCUAAUUCCUUUGUCUAUCUCUAGGCCUCACGUGGUGUAACAUGUAGGACAUAUUUUCAGCACAGCAAGUAGAGGGAACAGUAAAGUAUUCUGGGUUUCCACCUACCAUCUUAGUGCAAUGUGGUGACUUUCCUGACAAUUCUCUGUUAAGAGAUUCCUUCCCUCCUCAUAAAAUGACAAUUCUCAACAAUCCAGGAAAAGAAAAAAGUUGAGAGUUAAAUUGGUUUAAAUUUAUAAUGUUGAUACGACCUUAAACCCUGUUGCCUUGUGUUAUGUCAGUCAUCACUGAUCUGUAUACAAGAUUAAUCAAAUGUGGUCUGAUGCCAAAGAUGCAGAAAGAGGUUAAUUAAGAGCCCAGUUAUGUUUUAUGGAUGCAGCCUGUGCCAGGACCAUAUGGGACACACAGACUUCCACUUUUUUUCAGGAGGAGCCAGAUGGAGAGCUGGGUGAACAAGGACUUUGAUUGGAAAAUACUUGACAUUUCUUAGAUCUCCUGUUGAACACACAAUUCGUACCUCCAUUGAGGUACAAGUAAAGAAUUCUGUACUUGGCUGUACCAGUUUGGGUGUUACAUUCUUGUCUUAUAGUAAAGAGUCCAGUAGCACCUUU
Messenger RNA from Eublepharis macularius, 4416 nucleotides. RefSeq names its product glucose-fructose oxidoreductase domain containing 1 (gene GFOD1). Bases 189 to 1361 code for a protein of 390 amino acids. Gene Ontology annotation, molecular function: nucleotide binding; GTPase activator activity. The transcript has 2 exons. The record is from RefSeq and is a predicted model, not a curated record. NCBI's taxonomy places the organism in Eukaryota, Metazoa, Chordata, Lepidosauria, Squamata, Eublepharidae. Gene Ontology annotation, biological process: negative regulation of TOR signaling; activation of GTPase activity.